UUCUCGAGUCUCGUUGCCUUACUAAUUCAAGCUGCAUAGAAUCGCAUUUUUGCGUGAAUCUCAGAAUGAAGUGAUUUUCGCCUUCUUCAAGCGAAAUCCCUAGUGAAUUUCUCUCUGAUUUCUCACCCACCCUGAAUAAUUUGCCCCAGGCAGAAAGCUGAUCAGAACUCCCAACCAAAUAGUGCUCAGAAUGAAAGCUUCGAUCUUGAUGAUGAAAUUGAGCAAUUGAUGAAGCUCCUGCUCUUACCAGAUUCCGAAGAGGCCAAUAAAACGACAUUCUCCGAAGAACCACAGGAGUGACGGGGAGAAGAGAAGGUAUGGGAAUGGAGAGACUGAAGGAAAUCGCGCCAUUUGUGAGAGAAGCGCUGCACCAUACUGCACGAGUAGCAAAAUUCCUCUGCUUCGUUCACGUCUGCAGCACCUACCUCUGCGGCGUAGCUAUGUUAACCGGCCCCAGUAUGCUCCCAACGUUCAAUCAUGGCAACAUUGUUCUGACCGAGACAAUAACGAAGCGUUUGGGUAGAGUCGGAUCGGGCGACGUUGUGGUCGUGCGGAGACCCGAUGAACCAAGAAACGUCGUCUGCAAGAGAAUCAAAGCUGUUAAUGGCGACGCAGUUUCAUAUCUGUCUGACGCCGAGACAAGCUCCGAGCGCGAGACUGUUGUUGUACCGAAGGGGCAUCUUUGGGUGGAGGGAGAUAACACGCACAACAGUCGUGAUUCCAGACAGUUUGGUGCAGUUCCUUAUGCAAUGGUGGAAUCCAGAGUAUUCUUUGUGGUAUGGCCCCCAAAGGAUUUCCGGUUAAUUGGUAGCAAGGUUUCAUAAGUUGAACUUGCAGUAUGCAUCAGGGCAAGUUUUUACAGUGUUCAUGAUGAUUUGAUUAAUGUUUUGGCUAAUUUCUUGUUUGUGUACAAGAGCCAAGAGGAGAUGAAAUCAGGCAAGAAGUAUGAAAAACAUUAUUAGAUGUUUGUGAGGAAAUGGAAAUAAUCAAAAUAUUAUUGGAAAU
Molecule: messenger RNA, 1005 nt
Organism: Andrographis paniculata
Lineage: Eukaryota; Viridiplantae; Streptophyta; Magnoliopsida; Lamiales; Acanthaceae
Exons: 4
Coding region: 318-824 (168 amino acids)
Cellular component (GO): membrane; mitochondrial inner membrane peptidase complex
Molecular function (GO): serine-type endopeptidase activity
Source: RefSeq, a predicted model, not a curated record